Molecule: messenger RNA, 677 nt
Organism: Moneuplotes crassus
Lineage: Eukaryota; Ciliophora; Spirotrichea; Euplotida; Euplotidae
Source: the annotation of a GenBank genome assembly
UCAAUCACUAACAAGAUGUCUGACCAAAAUCAGCCAGAGCAGAUACAAAUGGGCGAUAUCAACCAAAUUGCUGGUGAUAUAACUGGAAGAAGAAUUGAAUUCAAAGCCAAGAGCACAAAUCCCCUUAUUAAUCCUCUGAGUUACAAGCAAGGAGAGAAGCAGAGUGGACAUGAGAAAUUUUUCAAAAUCCCAUUAUUCGUCCAAUAUAGGGAGCUUUACAAACAUCCUUUUAAUAAAGGAACGCUGGGGACUUUCUAUUCCAGGAGUUAUAAUGCCUCCCUUGAAAUGUGCAAACAGGUUUCCUCCCUAAACCCUGAAUUAGACAUUGAUAAUUAUGAUAAGUACAGAGUAAAAGCAGGAGUAGAGGAUGAGAUCGAGCAUAAAUAAAACAGAAUUCUUGGCAGAAUGCAUGAAUGAAAAUCUGAAUCUUUAUUUUGACACCAUACAGCAUCUAGUAAUCUCAUAUGGCAAUUGUAGAGAUGCCUGAGGGGAAAAACAUGUUUACAGAGAAGGCAAGUUCUUUGACAACUCCACCUCAGAUCCAUGCCUUAAAAAGUGAAAGAAAUUUUUCUUCCUUACCAUGGGUAGGACAAAUGAUUACUUCGCUCGUGAUUAUGGCUUCUACAUUGAAAACUCUGACACUUACUUCUAAGGAUUCAACUCAGAUGAUUAACUAA